Messenger RNA from Juglans microcarpa x Juglans regia, 1586 nucleotides. Its product is annotated as WAT1-related protein At1g68170-like. The transcript is spliced from 7 exons. Bases 148 to 1383 code for a protein of 411 amino acids. Lineage: Eukaryota; Viridiplantae; Streptophyta; Magnoliopsida; Fagales; Juglandaceae. Gene Ontology annotation, cellular component: plasma membrane. The record is from RefSeq and is a predicted model, not a curated record. Gene Ontology annotation, molecular function: transmembrane transporter activity.
CUCUCUCUCUCUCUACUUAAAACUCAACUGCCCGAUCGAGUUUCCAACUCCAAACUAAUAAACAAGCGACAAAGCAGGUGAAGAAAGAUUCGUGAUCUUCUGCUAGGACUCAGCUAGUUGCUCGUUUGGAAAAACUGCACGUCAAUUAUGGCAGUGGAACGCGCUUGUAAGGCACUGCAUGGGCUGAAGCCGGCCAUGUUAAUGGUCGUGGUUCAGCUUAGCUUUGCUGGGGUGAAUGUGUUCUACAAACUGGCCGCAAAUGAUGGAAUGAGCUUGAGGGUUAUCGUUACCUAUCGCCUCAUUUUCGCUGCUGCUGUUGUUGUCCCUCUCGCUUUCGUUUUUGAAAGGAAUAGUAGGCCAAAGUUGACAUGGAUAGUACUCUUCCAAGCAUUUCUUUGCGGGCUAUUAGGGGGAUCAUUAUUUCAAAAUUUAUAUAUUGAAAGCUUAGCCUUGACAUCAGCAACAUUCGCAUCAGCCAUGAUGAACUUAGUUCCUGCCGUUACCUUCAUCCUGGCCGUCUCUUUCGGGUUGGAGAGGCUGAGUCUAGGGACAAUUGCAGGGAAGGCUAAAGUGUUGGGAACAUUAAUGGGAAUAGGUGGGGCUAUGCUCCUCACCUUCUACAGAGGGGCAGAAAUUAACAUAUGGUCUACUCAUGUUGAUCUAUUGCAUCACGGCCAACAUCAAACCGGAGGACACUCGGCAGCAUCCCCAGAAUCCGAAAAUCUUCUUUUGGGUUCUAUAUUGGCUCUAGGAAGUUGUUUCUUGUUUGCCUCCUGGUUAAUAAUUCAGACUAAAAUGAGUGAGAGAUAUCCAUGUCCCUACUCGUCCGCAGCUCUGAUGUGUGUGAUGGGAGCUAUUCAAUCUGCUGUCUUUGCCUUAUGCACGGAGAGUGAUUGGAGCCAAUGGAAGUUGGGCUGGGAUAUCAGGCUUCUUACAGUCUCUUACUCGGGAAUCGUAGGAACAGGACUUGUGGCGACUUUGAUUGCGUGGUGCGUGAACAUGAGAGGUCCUUUAUAUGUCUCCAUCUUCUACCCUGUGAUGCUUGUUGCAGUUGCCAUCAUGGGGUCUUUACUCCUGGACGAGAAGUUGCACCUUGGAACAAUAUUAGGAUCUGUGCUGAUUGUGUGCGGGUUAUACGCGGUUUUGUGGGGAAAAAGGGAAGAGACCAGGAAGAAAACACAAGUAGCAAGCUGCUGCAGCUCCCCAGAAUUAGAUCAGUCUGCAUUGACUGAUAUUGUUAUCACCUCUCCAGCUGAUCAUCAUCUUCAUAACAACAACACCACCAAUAUUAAUCAAAUUCUUAAAAUUACUGAAACCCAGCUGCCUCCAGCCUCUCAUAUUGUUAUUGCUCUCAGUACUACUGCCAAUUCAUUGGAAAAGUAAAACCGAUCGAGAUCAUUAAUUACUUACAGAUCAGGAAAAAAAAUGGUAUGGAAUUGGAGACUCGCUUGCAUGCAUGUAUGUAUGCAUUGAAGUUAAUUCUUUCCCAUUGAAACUUGAAAGGAUAUUAAGACAAAUUACAUGGGAUCGACAAUAAUUAAUUAUGUUUUGUUUUCCUGAAAAACAAUUGUGUACUCUCAAGUACU